CUAUCAUUAGGCCAACUGCCUAUGAACUGUAUACAACAAAUACCAUAUUUAAAUACAGGAGAAGGACUACGACUGUAGAGGGUAAUUGAAAUGUAUUUAUUGAAUACACAGCAGGAUAUGGAUCCCAACAUGAUGGCAUCGCAGGUUAUGGCACCUGCUCAAUUCUUCUACUGUAGCCCCGACCAAACAUUGGGCAACCGACAGCAUCGCCACUUAAGUCAACAACCUGCUAUGCAGCAUAUGUCAAUGUACCCUGUUGUGCCUACCCUCCCAUCAACCUUGGUCUAUUCAAAACCUAGUUCAUCUUGCUCGCAGCCGGCGACGCAGCCCAAGAUGCUGAGUGUCAUUCCCUCUAACUUGACACCGAUGGCUUCCCCCAAGCUUGCAUAUCAAGGGCCCACAAUCAUAUUGCAGAAUGGUGCUGCAAAGCUGAUGCUGGAGACCGAAAUGUACGACAACGAAAAUAGCUACUACCCAGCAACACCAGCUUUGUGUACUGCUGGUAGUCACGUUGGUUACCCUGGCAGCAGCGAUGACAUGCUCGCAACUCUCAUAAACCCUAUGUUCUCUGGCUUCGACGGAUUUGAAAAUGUUAAGCCUGAUGUGGUGGCAUUGCCUGAUGGUAUGGAGGCACAAAACUGGACAAAUUCUGUAUCGCCUCCCAUGACACCUAGCUACCUCUCGCAAUCCCAAACCGGGCCAAGCUCUGUCACAUCCGGGUGCAUCAACCCUCGCGAUAUCCUUAGUGUUAGCGGUGUAUCGACAACUAAGUUCACCUGCCUUGCAGCAAUUGAGCAAUUCAAGACGGACACCCUCAAGCCAACCGUGCUAGCCACUUUCGAGCUCAACCCUGUGCUUCACCACCGACUUCCCUCCUUUGACGAGCACUCUGAUCUUGAAUCUGAGGAAGAUGUCUUUAGCGGCAUCGUCAAUCUGCACAAGAAAUCUGCAAAGGACCUACAGCGAUCUCGUUCAGCUACUUGCUCCACAAUUUUGUUUCCUUUCGUUGGUGGGGUUGAAACCGCCUACGAGGACACCACAUCAGUUGCCGUUACCAGAAUUGCUACCCUUGGAAGCCCAUCAGAAGACGAAGCUCGCCCCGCCAAGAAAGCUGGCAGCGCCCCUCAGCAACAAUCUGCAGCUGAGGAGGAGUCUUCGAAAGCUCAAACCGUCGAGAACUCAAACGCCACAGAUGCUGCCACACCUAACUUACCGACACCCGCCAAACGCCGCGGUCGCAAGCAGUCAUUGACGGAUGACCUUACCAAACCAUUUGUUUGCGAGCUGUGCAGUCGCCGUUUCCGUCGCCAGGAGCAUCUUAAGAGACACUAUCGAUCGCUUCACAUACAGGACAAGGCCUUUGAAUGCAGUGACUGUGGCAAGAAGUUCUCACGAAACGACAACCUCGUUCAACAUAUCCGUACUCACGGUGAUAGUACCAUUGUCACAAAUCUCAUUAACGACCCUGACCAUAACAGCUUCAGCAAGGUCCUGUUCCAGGUAGACAGUGAGGUCUCAGGCAGUAGUGGUAGCGAGUUCUCUUCAGAUGAGUCCAACGUUAGACUCAGUGGCAAGAGGCGCAAACGGUCUGCGUAGAAGCUUCUCAAAUCAGCCUCACACGAGAUAUAAUCAUUUCCAAGAAUCAGCAAUCUGUGCCGCUUACACUCGACAUUCACGCAUUGAUCGACUCCAG
This is a messenger RNA of Truncatella angustata, 1693 nucleotides long. RefSeq lists its product as uncharacterized. The record is from RefSeq and is a predicted model, not a curated record. Gene Ontology annotation, biological process: regulation of transcription by RNA polymerase II. Lineage: Eukaryota; Fungi; Ascomycota; Sordariomycetes; Amphisphaeriales; Sporocadaceae. The transcript has 6 exons. Bases 91 to 1596 code for a protein of 501 amino acids. Gene Ontology annotation, molecular function: DNA-binding transcription factor activity, RNA polymerase II-specific; RNA polymerase II cis-regulatory region sequence-specific DNA binding.